Molecule: messenger RNA, 396 nt
Organism: Hemisphaericaspora subhashii
Lineage: Eukaryota; Fungi; Ascomycota; Pichiomycetes; Serinales; Debaryomycetaceae
Exons: 1
Coding region: 1-396 (131 amino acids)
Source: RefSeq, a predicted model, not a curated record
AUGUUUUCUAAAAGUGGAACCAACACCCCAAAUCCUUCUUCAUCUAUAAAUAAAAUACAAUAUCAUGAACAACUAGAUGAAACAAUCACUUGGAUUAAAGAUUGGUAUUCCCCCAACUUAUCAACCGAUCCAUUAUCUCAAGAAGAUGCUAUGAAUGAUGCAGUUAGAUUAAAAGGUUGGUACAAAACAAAUAUUAAUCAUAAAAAUUCCAAGAAUCAAUUAACUUAUAAUCCUGUUGAUACUUUAGAUUUGAAUCAAUGGAGAUAUUAUAAGGAAAUAGACAAUACCUCAACUAACAUUGAUAACGAUAGUAGUACUAAUGAAACAAAUGAUGAUAAUAUGGAGAUUGAUAAAGAAUUAGGAUCUGCUAUUAGAUUUGAUGAUCAAUUCUCAUAA